GGGCGCAGGGCCGGUGAGAGAGACACAGAGGAAGAGAGGAGCCUCUGCUUGUGUUGCUAUUAUUUUGAAUCUCUCAUCAUUUCUCCCAAACCUUAAGCCUCAAGAGUCUAGUUUACCAAAGUGGCCUGGAAAAUAUGGCAACUCCUGAGCUCUACACCAAGGGAGCGAAUGUGUGGGUGCCUGAUCCUGAAGAAGUGUGGGUGUGUGCACAGUUACAGCAGAACUACAGGCCUGGAGACCAGCAACUCCUACUGCUGCUCAGUGAUGGCAGAAAGGUGCAGUACCCAGUGGCGCCCCCUGUUGGUCUCCCUCCUCUGGGGAACCCCGACAUUCUGGAAGGAGAAAAUGACUUGACGGCCCUCAGUUUUCUCCAUGAACCUGCAGUGCUCCACAACCUCCGUGUGCGCUUCCUCCACUACAACAGCAUCUACACCUACUGUGGGAUUGUUCUAGUGGCUCUAAACCCAUAUGAGGAGCUGCCCAUCUAUGGAGAGGAGGUGAUUGAUGCGUACAGUGGGCAGGACAUGGCUGAUAUGGAUCCUCAUAUUUUUUCACUAGCUGAGGAUGCAUACCGCACCAUGAUCAGGGAGGAGAAGAACCAAUCCAUUAUCAUCAGUGGCGAAUCUGGCUCUGGCAAAACCGUCUCUGCAAAGUUCACUAUGCGCUAUUUUGCUGUGGUUGGAGGAGCAGCCCAGCAGACCAGUGUGGAGGAGAAGGUCUUGGCAUCUAACCCUAUCAUGGAGUCUAUUGGAAAUGCCAAAACUAUUCGCAAUGAUAACAGCAGCAGGUUUGGGAAAUACAUUGAGAUUGGCUUUGGAUCUAAAGGAGAUAUAAUUGGAGCAAACAUGAGAACCUACCUGUUGGAGAAAUCCAGAGUUGUUUUUCAGGCACCAGAGGAGAGAAACUAUCACGUCUUCUAUCAGCUUUGUGCCUCCAGAGAUCUACCAGAAAUGAGGGGACUCAAACUUAAUUCUGCAGAGGAUUUUCGAUACACUAACCAAGGAAUGGACAUAAACAUUCCAGGCACGGAUGAUGCCAUGGAGCUGGAGCACACUCGAAAUGCAUUGACUAUUUUGGGAGUUCAGCCUGACCAGCAGAUGGAGCUCUUUCGGAUACUGGCAGCUGUCCUGCAUCUUGGAAAUGUGAACAUCCAAGCCAGUGGGAGAGGAGGUGACCGCAGCUACAUCAAUGGAGAUGACCGCUCCUUGGUGGUCUUCUCUAAACUGAUGGGGGUGGAGGGCUCUCAGAUGGCCCACUGGCUGUGUCAUCAGCGGUUAGCUGUGGGUGGUGAGAUGCUGGUGAAGCCCAUGUCAGGCCAGCAGGCUAACGAGGCACGGGACGCUCUGGCUAAACACAUUUAUGGGCAGUUGUUCGCCUGGAUUGUCCAGAGGCUGAACUCAGCUCUUCGGGCCCAAAGAGAGCAGUCCAAGACCUUUAUAGGAGUGUUGGACAUCUACGGAUUUGAGACCUUUGACAGAAACAGUUUUGAGCAAUUCUGCAUCAAUUAUGCCAAUGAGAAGCUUCAGCAGCAGUUCAACAGGCAUGUAUUCCAGUUGGAACAGGAAGAGUAUGUGCGAGAGGAGCUGCCCUGGAACCGUAUUGAGUUUAGUGAUAACCAGCCUUGCAUCACCCUCAUAGAGGGCUCUCUGGGCCUGUUGGACCUGCUGGAUGAGGAGUGCCGAGUUCCUAAAGGCUCUGAUGAAAACUGGGCACGGAAACUGUACGAGCAGCACCUGAACCAGAGCCCCAAUUUCCGCAAGCCACGCAUGUCCAACUCAGCCUUCAUCGUACUUCAUUUUGCUGACAUGGUCCAGUAUGAAUGUGAUGGCUUUUUAGAUAAGAACCGUGACACAAUAUUCGAAGAGCCCAUUAAUAUAAUGAGAGCCAGUCAGUCAGAACUGGUUGCAGAGUUGUUCCAGCAGAAGCCUGUUGGAGGCUCUCUCUCUGUCUCCUCUGUGCCUAAUGGGGGUGUACGCUCGGGGAAAAGAGCCCACCGUGAGCACAAACUGACUGUGGGCUUCCAGUUCCGCCAGUCCCUGCACCUCCUGAUGGGCACGCUCAACAGCACCACUCCACACUACGUCCGCUGCAUCAAACCCAACGACCUUAAACAGCCUUUCCUGUUUGAUCCUAAGAGAGCAGUGCAGCAGUUGCGAGCUUGUGGCGUGUUGGAGACAAUCCGCAUCAGUGCUGCAGGCUACCCAUCCAGGUGGACGUAUGAGGAGUUUUUUGGACGCUACAGAGUUCUCCUUCAUGGCUCAUCUGCUCAGGAUGAACUGCAGGUGUCCUGUCAGAAGGCGAUCCCUAACCUCAUCCCGGACCCUGAGCAGUACUGCUUUGGCAAGACGAAGGUGUUCUUCCGGGCGGGGCAGGUGGCUGUGCUGGAGAAGCUGAGGGCUGAGAGGCUGUGGUCGGCCGGAGUGCUGAUCCAGAGCUGGGUGAGAGGCUGGAUCCAGCGCCGGAGGUACCUGCAGCUGCGCCGGUCUACUUUAACGUUGCAAAGAUACACCCGUGGAGCACUGGCCCGCAGGUUGGCGUGGACCCUGCGGUACACGCGGGCUGCUCUGAUCAUUCAGAAGACGUACCGUAUGGUGAUGGUGCGGCAGCUCUAUCUUGCCAUCCGAGAGGCCACCAUCACCAUCCAGGCCUUUGCCAGGGGGAUGCAGGCCCGCCGCACAUACAGACUGCUGCUGGAGGAGCGGGCGGCGGUGCGUGUGCAGGCGUGGGUGCGUUGCUGGCUGACCCGCCGCUGGUUCAGGCGCAUCAGGGCUGCGGUGGUGCUGCUGCAGUGCUGUGUGCGCAGGAGGGCGGCGCGGAUGGAACUGCGCAGGCUGAGGGCUGAGGCUCGAUCUGUAGAGAGGUACAGAGAGCUAAACAAGGGCAUGGAGGUCAAACUCAUGCAGCUGCAGCUUCGUGCUGACCAGCAGGCCAAAGAGAGUGCGUCUCUUCGGGAAGCUCUGCACACGGAGCGCGAGUCUCACAGCUCUGAACUGGAGCAGCUCCGCUCGGCCCUACUCAAACUGCAGAAGCAGCUGCAGGAACAGAGCCACGCUGCUCCCUCUGUUACAGCCCAGCAGGAGGAGGAGAGGCAGAAAGCUGAGGAAAGAGCAGCCCAGGAGAUCCAGCGCCUCACACAGGAGAUAGAGGCUCUGAGAAUGGAGAGAGACUCCUUGGAAAAGGAGAGGGAUGAUCUCAACACUCGUUUAUGGCAGCAAGAAAAAUCUCAAGAAGAGAGCAGACAGCAGACUGAGGUACAGGCUGCAGCAGUGGUACAGGCCGAGCUCGAGGAAGAGAGGAGGAGGUAUCAGGGCCUGCUGAGGGAGUUCACUCGUCUAGAGCAGAGAUAUGACAACUUGAGGGACAUGAGUAUGCUCCCUACUGCUGAGCGUUGGCGUGGGCACAGGCGGACGGACUCCACUCAGAGUUUGUCUCUGGAGCCUCCAUCUCCCAUCUCUCCAUCCUUUAGCGGUCCUCCUGACUUCUCCUCGGCUGAAGAGGGCAGGAGGAUCAGUGUCACCUCUCCUUUCGAUAGGAGGCCUUGGAGCCCUGAGCAGCCUCUGAAUGCCUUAAUGGAGGAUCUGGGUGUGCCAAAGGACACAGCAGGGAAGAUGCAAGGAGAAGACCUUCGACACGCUUACGAUGCCGUCCGAGUGGCCAACAAGUUUCUGGAGAGGCAGCUGUUAGCUCAGAGAGCUGAGGGGGAGCAGGAGAAAGCUGCUCUCAUGCUGCAGCUCCAGGAGGCCCAGGCUAGAGAUGCUCCGGCCAGCAAAGAGCUGAAGGAUCUAAUGGAGCAGAUGGAGGUUCGGGAACAGGAGUGCUGCAGGCUGAGGAGGGAACUGAAGGAGCUGAAACACACAGUGACACUCAGAAAAAUUCUCUCUUAUGCAGGCCUGGCCGUGUCUGUGUCUCAGGAGCCCAUGUCUCCCUCCACACAGUUGAGUCCAGCACUGACUGGACUACUGGAAUGUAGGAAGAAAGACGAGAGCAGGCUCAUGAAAAACCUGAUUACAGAUGUUCGAGCUGAAGUAGCUCUCUCUCUGACUCCGGGCCUGGCAGCACAGCUUCUCUUCCUGUGUGUGCGGCAGGCAGACGUCAGCAGGGAUCACACUCGUGCUCGAGGCCUGUGCGUCGCUGCAUUGGCAGCCUUCAAAACAGCCCUAAAGAAACACAGUGGUGAUUUGGACAUGACGGCUCUGUGGCUGAAGAACGCCUGCGUGCUCAAAGACGUGCUCACCAAGCACUCACCCACACAGGUCCUAGCUGCUGGGGAGGUGGUAGGUGGAGGUGAGGAGGUGCUCCCUCUGCAGGUGGAGCUGAGGGAGCAGGUGCGGGUGCUCGGUGACGUGUGUAUUCAGGCCUACCAGCAGCUGCUCGCCAUCUCUGAGAGCCACCUACAGCCCAUCAUCGUUCCAGCCGUGUUAGAGAGUGAGACCAUCCCAGGCCUGUCCGGAGCUGUGGUAAAGCUGGUUGGCUCUCGUAAGCGCGCAGGCUCUGACCCGCGCCCAGCGGUCUCUGGGGAGGUGGCCAGCAUGGCAGCUGUGCUGAGGGAGUUUGGGGCUCUGCACACUGCGCUGGAGCGGCAGGAUCUGCCUGCGGCCCUGCUGGAACAGGCCUUCAGGCAGCUCGCACACCUGCUGGCUGCAAGCACUCUUAACAGCCUGCUGCUGCGCAAGGACAUGUGCUGCUGGAACCGCGGCCUGCAGAUCCGAUACAAUGUAAGCUUGCUAGAGGAGUGGCUGCGGAGCCGAGGCCUGUGGACAGGAGGUGCUGCGGCCGCUCUGGAGCCCCUUAUCCAGGCAGCCCAGCUUCUGCAAAUGAGCAAAAAGACAGAGGUGGAUGGACAAGCCAUAGUACAAACCUGCAAUGUCCUGUCAAGCCAGCAGAUAGUGAAGAUUUUGACACAGUACACGCCACAGAGUGAUCUUGAGGAGAGAGUAACGCUCAAUUUUAUUCGUAUCGUUCAGGGGCUGCUGAAGGGACGCUCUGAUGGGCACCCUCCUCAGUUGCUGCUGGACGUUAGGAGGGUCUUCCCUGUUACUUUCCCGUACCUGCCGCCCCCACUGGUCAGUGCUGAGCAGUUGGAAAUCCCAGAGUCUCUCAAGAUCUCUUUUCUCCGCAAAGUGUGAAGGAUGGCAGUCCCAUAGUGACCCUGGACCCCUUUGUAACUAACAGGCACCUUUUUCAAAGCACCAAAACUUUAUUAUUUUUAUGCAUGUUUAUAGCUGAUCCAUGAAUUUGUCUGGGUUGAACUUUAUUACUAAUAAUGCUAUGUUGUUGGGAUGUAUAUUACAAUACUGAGAAUGCUGGAGACAUUUUUACAGACCAUGCUGAGAGUUUCUAUAUAUACAAUAUAAAAAACAAUGAUCAUUUAGAUUUAUUUUAUUUUUGUGUGAUCAGUGUCUGUGUUUAGGUGUUUACAUGAAUCAAAGAUGAAAUGAAAAAGAAAAAAAAUUAUUUUAUAGCCAUUUAUUUAGUAUUCAUAACCAUUUAAGUAGAAACACAGCAAAAAUGCUAUUAGUUUCACCUUCAUCCCCAUUUAAGAACAAUCAUAUUUAGAAAAACA
Messenger RNA from Colossoma macropomum (tambaqui), 5563 nucleotides. RefSeq names its product unconventional myosin-Va. Gene Ontology annotation, molecular function: microfilament motor activity; ATP binding; actin filament binding. Bases 135 to 5126 code for a protein of 1663 amino acids. The record is from RefSeq and is a predicted model, not a curated record. The transcript is spliced from 34 exons. Gene Ontology annotation, cellular component: actin cytoskeleton; myosin complex; vesicle. Gene Ontology annotation, biological process: actin filament organization; vesicle transport along actin filament. NCBI's taxonomy places the organism in Eukaryota, Metazoa, Chordata, Actinopteri, Characiformes, Serrasalmidae.